AUGUAUUCAUAUAGCCCCGUAGAGUCUGAUCUAAGAGACGGGAAUGAGAGUAGGACAAUAUCAAUUAGAAAUAACAACAGAAGGAAUGAUCCUAAUGGAACUCAUUUGGUAUCGAUAUCAUAUGCUAGAGGAUAUGAUAACGAUAACGAUAAUGAGAUAACCGCUAGGGGAGGAGUACAAUAUUCAGAUAAUUUCGCCAUUGAUUCAGAUUUUGGUGGAAUGGAUUCAACGGAUGAUAAUGAUAAUGAUGAUAAUGAUAAUGACAAUGAAAUUGGUAAUGAAGAUGACGUAAGUUUUGAGGAAAGGGAUGAAAGUAUUACUACGGGUUUGAAUAGGAUUAAUUUAAUUUCCCACUUUUUCCAUGAAACCCAGAGUGGUUUGGGCAGGUACCAUUCCGAUAUCACCAAUGAUGAUUUACCUAGUGAAAUUAGAAACAUUUCUUAUCAACCUUUAAGAUUGAGGAGAUCUAAUGCCAUAAGGAGAGUUCCACAAAGAAUAAAUAAUUACCAUCUUUCACAAAUCAAUAAUGAUGAAGACCUCACCAGAAAUGAAGCUGAAGAGUUCGGGAACUAUCCUCAGUUCGAGAUCAAUAAGGUUUUGAAAGAGUUUAUGAACUGUUAUAAGAAGAUAUCAUUCGAGGAGAAUCCUAUUUUUGGAUGUUUCAAAGAACAUGUGUUCAGUAAGUGGAAUAAUUAUGAUUUAGACCAUAAGUUGAAUAAGUAUCUAAAAAUGACUAAUAAGGGAGAUAUCUUUAAGAAUGAAGUAACGAAAAGAAAGCAAGUAGAUAAGGGAAAUAACAAACGUAGGAAAAUUGGACCUAAAUCAAAGGAAGUUGUAAGAGAACGCAAGGAAGAAGAAAAGGGAGAUGAGGAAGGUGAAGAAGAAACAAUAGUCCAUCAUGAUCAUCAACGAGAGAAAUUAUUCAAAUUGAAAUUUAGUUCAUAUUUCAAGAGAGGUUCAAGUUAUGACUAUGAUUACCUUAAUAUAAUAGUUCAUCAAAUUGAUUAUAAAACAAGGAAGUUAUACUUAAAGAUGUCGAUAUUACCUACAUCGGAAGAUUUCGUUACUAAUUUUGAAGAUUUCUAUAAAGCCAUUAUGCCUACAACAUAUAAAAGUGAAAAGACCAAAUUAUUGGAGAAAUUAUUUGAUGAAGCUAGAAAUAAUCCCAAAGCAGAGGCCAUCUUUAAGAAAAGAGGCAUGGGAUUCUUGAUACCCGGAGAAAUGAUAGACUUCAAAAAUAAUGAUUUAAGAUAUAUGAGUAAAGAGUUUCAUGAAUUCAAAAACUUGCAUUUGGUCAAAAUCACUAAUUCUGACAUCAAAUUACAAAUUCUUAAAUGGUUCAAAAUCCCACCUUUCCAUGAUUUGAAAAAAAUCAUAUUUUUAAAGUUUUUGAAAUUCAUUUUAGCUCAAGACAUACCCAAUUUAAAUAAGUAUUUAUCCUUACUUGGAUUCUUGGAUAAUUAUAACUUAACCACAUUGAAUUUAACUCCUCAACAAUUUGAAAUCAUCACCAAAUUAAGGUCUAUAAGCCAAAAACUCAAUCAAGUUAAAUUAUAUUCAAGAAUCGAUUACUACAAGAAGAUUUGGCAGAGUAAAAUUACCAAUCAUUUCAUUCACUUCUUAACCUGUGAAAAGAAUUGUAUUAUCAACUUACUUUUGAAUUAUAACCUUUUCCAUUUAUCUAUUGCUACCGACAAGUUUCUUGAACAAUCGAUAAAUCAGUUUUUGCAAUUUUUACCUAAAACAAAAUUAAAGUAUGAAUUUGAAGAAUUAAAAACCAAAAGUCUCAAAGAAGAUAAACCUAUUAGUUUGAUAGGAUCAUUAAAUAGGAAAAACGGCGAUUUAAAUAUUGCCAGUACUGGAAUGUUGAUUGAUAACUCAACCAACCUAAUCAAAGCGGAAUUCACUCGUAGAAACAAAAAUGUUUAUAAUACUGGAGGUGGAGAUCAAGUAUUCGAGUUUACUUAA
Messenger RNA from Yamadazyma jaroonii, 1968 nucleotides. NCBI's taxonomy places the organism in Eukaryota, Fungi, Ascomycota, Pichiomycetes, Serinales, Debaryomycetaceae. The record is from the annotation of a GenBank genome assembly.